Molecule: messenger RNA, 1116 nt
Organism: Mercurialis annua (annual mercury)
Lineage: Eukaryota; Viridiplantae; Streptophyta; Magnoliopsida; Malpighiales; Euphorbiaceae
Product: PHD finger protein ALFIN-LIKE 1-like
Exons: 5
Coding region: 189-911 (240 amino acids)
Biological process (GO): regulation of DNA-templated transcription
Cellular component (GO): nucleus
Molecular function (GO): histone binding; transcription cis-regulatory region binding; transcription coregulator activity
Source: RefSeq, a predicted model, not a curated record
CUGUUUUUGUUUUCCUCUCUCUCUCUGUCUGCCUUCGAUCCCUUCUCUCUUAACAAAUAAAAAUGUCAAAUUUUCUCAAAAUAUUUAGACUCAAUCACUAACUAUAAUUAUAAUAACAACAAAAACACCAACUUUUUUUUUUAAAUUUAAUUAAUUAGAUUAAUUUAAUUUAAAUAAAAAUUGGGGGCAUGGAAAUGGCGUCUAGUCCGCGAACAGUAGAAGAGAUCUUCAGAGAUUUUAGUGCUAGAAGAGUCGGAGUUGUUCGUGCUUUAACUCAAGAUGUGGAUGAAUUUUAUGGACUUUGCGACCCAGAGAAGGAGAAUUUGUGUCUAUAUGGGCAUCCGAAUGAGACCUGGGAAGUAAAUCUGCCAGCUGAGGAAGUUCCGCCUGAGCUUCCUGAACCGGCUUUAGGAAUUAAUUUUGCGAGAGAUGGUAUGGAUAGAAAAGACUGGCUUUCACUGGUUGCUGUGCAUAGUGACUCUUGGUUGAUUUCUGUUGCUUUCUAUUUUGGUGCUCGUCUUAAUAGAAACGAAAGGAAACGGCUCUUUAGCAUGAUGAACGAUUUGCCCACUGUCUUCGAAGUUGUAACAGAACGGAAACCCGUAAAAGAAAAGCCCAGUGCAGAUAGUGGAAGUAAAUCUCGAGGCAGCAGCAUAAAGAGAUCAAAUGAUGGUCAAGUGAAGAGCAAUCCGAGGCAUACAGAAGAGUUUUAUGAAGACGAUGAGGAUGAGCAUAAUGAAACUUUUUGCGGGAGCUGUGGCGGAAGUUACAGCGCAGAUGAAUUCUGGAUUGGUUGCGACAUAUGCGAAAGGUGGUUCCAUGGAAAGUGUGUGAAAAUAACACCUGCUAAGGCUGAGAGUAUUAAGCAAUACAAGUGCCCAUCUUGCAGCAUGAAGAGAAACAGACAGUAAUUUCGGUCGAGCUGGCCGCAGAUAAUAACAGUAUUAGUAAUGCUAUCUCUUCUUCAGUAUGUAUGUGUAAAAUGCUUGUUUAUAACAAAUGCCUUAAAAAAGUUUUUUAAGUUUGUUAUUUUUCAUCCCAUCUAAUCCUUUACUUAAAAUGGCAGAUUAUGUAAUCAAAUCUCUAAAUUUAUGACAAAUGAAUUAAUACUGUUCA